AUGUCACCUCCGCUCAAACAUGGCACCAUCAAUGAGCCCAACGAGGACUCUACACACGCCGUCCCCGCACCAGAAUACUCGCGCUUCACGCGGCGGCAGCGCUGGCUCAUCGUCGUGCUCGCCACGAUAUCAGCCACAUUCUCGGGCUUCGCCUCCAACAUCUACUUCCCCGCCAUCCCGCGCAUCGCCCAUGAUCUCGGAACAUCAAUCGAAAACAUCAACCUCACCGUCACGACGUACAUGGUGUUCCAGGCACUCACGCCAACAUUAUGGGGCGCCCUUUCGGACGUCUACGGUCGCCGGGUGACGCUUAUGUGUACGUUUGUCGUUUUUAUCGGUGCGAGUAUUGGACUGGCCCUCUCAACACAGUUCUACGAGCUUCUCAUCUUGAGAGGAUUACAGAGCUCGGGUUCAGCUAGUACCAUCGCCAUUGGAUCAGGCAUGAUUGGAGACGUGACUGCGCGAGAGGCGCGCGGAGGUAUCAUGGGGAUCUUCCAGACAGGCCUUCUCAUGCCUCUAGCCAUUGGGCCUGUGCUCGGCGGCGUGUUCUCUGACACGAUGGGGUGGCGCUCCAUCUUCUGGUUCCUCGUCAUCUACGGGGGAACAUACCUCGCCAUAUUGGUGGUCGUGCUUCCCGAGACGCUGCGGGGGCUUGUUGGCGACGGCUCGUUGUUGCCACCUCGCAUCUCGCGAGCUCCACUAGAUAAAAUAAUGGCACCACCACGGGAGGCGCAAGCGACAACUACCAAGUCACUCAAGCUCGAUAUCGCCGCGCCAAUCCGCAUCCUCUUCUACCCCGAGGUCUUUGUUACGCUCCUCUUCCUCUCGCUACACUACGCGACUUGGCAGAUGGCCGUCACGGCCCAAUCGUCCCUCUUUAAAAGCAUAUACGGCCUGGACGACCUACAUAUCGGCCUGACGUUUUUGGCCAACGGCUUCGGGUGUAUGAUUGGGACGCUCACGACUGGCAAGCUCCUAGACCACGACUACAAGCGUAUGCAGGCCCACUUUACGGGUAAUCCGGCCGACUUUCCAAUCGAACACGCGCGCCUACGCACCGUCUGGUUCUGGUCGCCAUUACAAUGGUUCGCAAUGCUGCUGUUCGGCUGGGCGCUCGACAAGCACCUACAUAUGGCUGCACCGAUUGUUGCUUCGUUCGUCCUCGCGUGGGCCGCCAUGUCGAUCCAGUCCGUCAUCUCGACUUUUAUCGUCGAUGUGUUUCCGACUCAGAGCGCGUCAGCAACUGCGGCACUCAACCUCGCCCGAUGUCUACUCGGUGCUGCAAGUACGGCGGCCGUAGAACCGACCAUGAAGCGGAUCGGGACGGGAUGGACUUUUACGCUCUGGACUGGGCUCUUGGUAUUGUCGCUCGUGCUUGUGGGAGUACAGCAGCGAUGGGGCGCGAUUUGGCGCAAGCGACGCGAAGCGAGGGAACGGCAAAAGGAGACCAUGUAG
This is a messenger RNA of Cutaneotrichosporon cavernicola, 1455 nucleotides long. RefSeq lists its product as uncharacterized. Gene Ontology annotation, biological process: transmembrane transport. The record is from RefSeq and is a predicted model, not a curated record. Gene Ontology annotation, molecular function: transmembrane transporter activity. The transcript has a single exon. NCBI's taxonomy places the organism in Eukaryota, Fungi, Basidiomycota, Tremellomycetes, Trichosporonales, Trichosporonaceae. Bases 1 to 1455 code for a protein of 484 amino acids. Gene Ontology annotation, cellular component: plasma membrane.